This is a messenger RNA of Notolabrus celidotus (New Zealand spotty), 3204 nucleotides long. RefSeq names its product von Willebrand factor A domain containing 11 (gene vwa11). The coding region runs from base 7 to 2817 and encodes 936 amino acids. The record is from RefSeq and is a predicted model, not a curated record. NCBI's taxonomy places the organism in Eukaryota, Metazoa, Chordata, Actinopteri, Labriformes, Labridae. The transcript has 18 exons.
GUCAAGAUGACUGAGUUUACAAUUUCCACUAUCACUGAACUGAUUAUGACCUCAGCGCCAGUUUUCAUACUGCUGUUUUUGAGCCUAUCAGGGCACAGCUUGGCCUUUGUCCCUAUAGGGGGUGGAGCAUCUACCCAUGUCAGCAUUACUGGAACAGCACUGUUGCAAAAAGUGACAGAAACGUGUCAGGCGGUGGCUGAUGAAGCUGGUCAUGAGUUCAAACCAACGGGACCAUCUCCUGGGGAGCUGGUCCAGGCCUGCCUUGGUCCCACUGCCACAGGAGAAGUGUCUGGUGCCAAGUUUCACUCAGCCCUUCAAGAGAUCUACACACAGAACGGACUGGUAGACCGUGACUUUGUCAACAGUGCUCCACACCACUUCAACUCAGAGGCUUUUCUCGAGGGACGUCGACUAAUCACAGAAGGCGUUGUAGCGAUCAAGGCUAAUAUUCGUAAUGAGAACUUUAAGGCUGCCAGGGAAACUUUGGGUAGAGUGCUUCACACACUACAGGAUUUUUAUAGCCACAGUAACUGGGUGGAGCUUGGAUACACAGAGCCAUAUAUCAAUCUGAUACGCCCAGAUCUUCCUCUUGAAAAUCUGGCAGAUGUUGACACUGCCACCUGCAGUGACUGUGCAAGUGGAAAAUGCCCCAAUCCCAUCCUCCCCAACAUCCUGAAGGAGAAGAAACUCACAUCUGGCUACAUGGGAAUCUUCUCAGCUGCUAAGCCAAAAGGUAAAUGCAGUCAUGGAGGUGAAGGUGACCUGACUGGCACAUCUGUCCCCCGUGGAGGCAUCAGCAAGGACGAGCGCCGCUCUGACAAUGUGGCCUUUCACAAUGCUGCUGUGAAUGCUGCAACAGCUGCCAGCCUCCAGCUCCUGCAGGACAUCCGGUUAGCUGCAGGAAACAACGACUUCCUAAGAAUGAUGGGGAUUGCCCGCUCUUCUGUUGUGUGUUUUGUUAUCGACACAACUGGCAGUAUGAAAGAUGAUAUCAACGAAGCCAGGUCGGUUGUAUAUGAAAUCAUUGACAGCAAAAAAGGAACACAGGACGAGCCUUCUGAAUACAUUCUGGUGCCUUUCAAUGACCCAGCUUUUGGACCCAUGACCAGGACAACAGACCCUGAUGAAAUGAAAAGAGCAAUCUCAAAGCUCAAAGCAGAUGAAGGUGGUGAUCCUCCUGAGAUGUGCCUGUCAGGACUCCAGGUGGCUCUAACUGGGGCCCCUGCCUCCUCCGACAUUUAUGUUUUCACUGAUGCUGUAGCCAAAGACAUUGAACUCAAGGACACUAUCACUGCACUAAUCAGGACAACACAGUCAAAAGUCUCAUUCUUCAUGACUGGGCCGUCCAGGAGGCUACGUCGGUCUCUCAGAGCUGGCUCUUUUGAAGACUACAAAGUGCUGGCUUUGGCCUCUGGAGGCCAGGCCAUCCAGGUGUCUAAGGGACAGUUGCCUGAGGCCACUGAUGUCAUCCUUGACACGUCCACUUCAGCUUUGGUGACAGUUCUUCAACGAGCAAGGAGCCAUGGAAAGCAGGAGGCUUUCCCAUUUAUGUUGGAUGAAUCCCUAAAAAAUGUCACUAUCUACAUCACAGGAACAUCCCUUACUUUUACACUAACCAACCCUGCAGGUGUGAGCCAGAAACAGGAUGAGGCAAAUGGUAAACUGGGUACCAUAAAGACUGCAGGCAACCUGUGGAGGUUUCGUCUCAGUGCUGACAUACAGACAGGAAUCUGGAAGAUCGACAUCAACUCCAAACAACCAUACACACUCAAAGUCACAGGCCAGAGUACUUUAACCUUCAUCUAUGACUUUGUGGAAAGCUUUGGAGGUCCUCACCCAGGUUAUGCAGUUCUCAGAGGGCGUCCACAAGCAGGCCAGCCGGUUACCCUGAUGCUCUCAGCAAUGGGAAGGAAAGGUCCAUCCUCAUUGUCAGUUGGAGCUGUUGGUCUAGUGACUGUGUCUGGUUCUGAGACUCUGAGUAAUGGCACGUUAACUGACAUGGGCAAUGGGGACAUCUUGGUGACUGUAGGCGCAGUCCCUGAGGGGGAGUUUGUGGUCAGCCUAAAAGGAACUGACAAAGUGUCUAACACUGAAUUCCAGAGGCAGUCAACCACCCAGAUGUCUGUCUCCAAAGUUAAUAUCCAGGCUGUGGUAGACAGCAGCGCAGAGCCAGGAAAACCCUUCAUGCUCCCCUUUAGCGUCAGGACCCAGGGCCUUGGUGGUCAUUACUCUAUCCAAGCCAAAAAUGACAGAAACAUCCCCAUGGAAUUCCCCAAAAGCCUCACCUUGACAGCUGGAGAAUAUGAUAAUGCUACUUUGACCAUAACACCACCUAGCAGCACACCAUCCGGCACUGAUGUCACUCUGACACUGGAGGCCAAGUCAGCCAGUGGUGUUGACUCCAAUUACGCAGUGUUGAGAAUAUCUGUCGUCAGCAAGAUUACAGAUUUUGAUCCGCCCCACUGUGAAGGGAUCAUUGUGCUGGCUGAUGAUUGCCCACAGGAUGUUUCUGAGUGUGAACCUUUCCAAUGGUCGUUAUCCGCCAACCUUACAGAUGGAAAUGGCACAGGAAUAGAUAAAAUUACCCUACAACAGGGCAAUGGAAACCUGACCUACACCCCCCUUAAUAAUCCUCCUGUUAUAGCAAACUACACAGCCUCCUGCUGCUCACAGAUUGUUGAGUUUACAUCUGUAGAUAAAGUUGGCAAUGUGGGCAAGUGCUAUCACUCAAUUGUCCAAUCUGCUGGCCCUCCAGCCUUAACCCUUUCACUGCCACUUUGGCUGUGCCUACUGGUAUCUGCCCUGUCAAGGCAUUAAAGAGCCUUGUAGGGACCUAGUAAAGGAUGGGUGCUCUGUCAAGGCAAUACGAGUUCCUAUGCAUAACAUGAGAUUGGAUAUAGCAGUGCAUUUCUAACUUAUUUAAGAUUUGUUUCAGCAUUCUAAUAGUUCAUGCAAAGUCCCAAAGAGUAAUAAUAAAGCAAAUACAACUCAAACCAAAUAAUGAAGUACACUCUAACUCACAAAAAUGGUCACAAAAUGUUUUGCCUCUAGUCACAAACAUGGCUCCAAACACUGGUAGCCUUGUCUAUAUGCUCACCAGAAGCCAAGGUUCCACCUGGUGUUAAAUGUCAGAAAAAACCCUCUUAUCUGUUUCUCAUUUAACAAUAAAGUUAAAGCAGCAAUACAAGCCUUUUUUGGAUCCAA